GGCACCUGCCUAUCUCCACGCACAAAUAGUAGCUCUAGAAUGAGCGAACCGAUUCGAACCAUCUUUUGAAGAAGCAGACACCUAAUGGAAUGUUGAUUGGUGGCCUUCUCUUACCACUUACCAGAUCUGCCAUAUCAUCUUUCUUCGUCGGCAUAAACAAGCUUUUCUUCCCAACGACACCAACUUCAGCAUCUCAUCCUAUACCACUCUUCUUCUCUUCCUUCUCCAGUUCCCAACCCUGCGCUUCAACUUCAGCUAAAAUGUGCUUUUCCCGCAUCUUCCAGGACUGCUCGGAGCUUCGGAAUCUGAGAACCGGACGGCAAACUCACGCGCAAAUGAUUAUACAUGGAUUCAUUCCGACCACCUUCGUUGCAAACUGUCUUCUUCAAAUGUACAUUCGGUGCAUAGAUUUGAACUCUGCGUGCAAAGUGUUCGACGGAAUGCCUGACAGGGAUGUCGUGUCAUGGAACGCUAUAAUAUCUGGUUACGUAGAGAGUGGUUUGAUGCGUGAGGCGCGGUAUUUAUUCAGAGUUAUGCCUGGCUGUGAUGUUAUCUCAUGGAACUCCAUGAUUUCAGGGUGCCUGAAAAAUGGAAACUUGAACGAGGCUGUUGAACUUUUCUUGGAGAUGAUGAAGAUGGGCGUGGAGCCAGAUCAUAUAACCUUUUCAUUAGUUCUGAAGUUGAUCUCUACUUUGAAUGAAUAUGAAAUGGGAGCUCAAAUUCAUGGGCUUGCGGUUAAAAAGGCUUUGGCUUUAGAUGUGGUGGCAGGAAGCGCACUUGUUGACAUGUAUGCUAAAUGUGGAAGCUUGGCUGAUUCCCUUUUCUUCUUCCGUGAAAUGCCACGAAGGAACUGGGUCUCCUGGAGCGCCAUUAUUGCGGGUUGUGCUCAGAAUGAGCGUUUCAUGGUGGGGCUUGAUCUGUUUCUUGAGAUGCAGAGAGAAGGAAUAGGAGUGAGUCAGUCAUCCUACGCAAGCCUCUUCCGAACUUGUGCAGGAUUGCCUUCUCUAGAGAUCGGAAAACAGCUUCACGGCCAUGCAAUGAAGAAUAAUUUCAUGGCAGAUGUCGUUGUUGGGACCGCUACUCUUGAUAUGUAUUCUAAAUGCGACAGUUUGGGCGACGCCAUGAGAAUAUUUUGGGAGCUUCCUGACCGUAGCCUGCAGACUUGUAAUGCCAUGCUUGUUGGGUUUGCUAGAAACGAGGAAGGAAUUGAAGCUCUGAACUUGUUCAAAUUCAUGAAUAUUUCAUGCAUUCUGGCCGAUGAAAUCAGCUUAUCUGCUGUUCUUAGUGCCUGUGCAGAAGCGAAAACAUGCUUGCAAGGCAUGCAAGUUCAUUGCUUGGCUGUCAAAACCAGCCAUGUGUUGAAUGUUUGUGUGAUGAAUGCGAUGUUGGACAUGUAUGGGAAGUGCAGAGAUUUGAUGAGUGCUUGUAAUGUUUUUCAAGAGAUGGAACAGAGAGAUUUGGUCUCCUGGAAUGCCAUUAUCACAGCACUUGAACAGAAUGGAAUUUACGGAGAGAUAUUUUCACACUUAAAUCAAAUGCUGCAUUGCCGUUUGGAGCCAGAUGUUUUCACCUAUGGCAGCAUUCUUAAAGCUUGUGCGGCGAAACAGUCGCUGGAUUAUGGAGUUCCAAUCCAUGGCAGGAUAAUUAAGUCGGGACUUGGUUCUGAUUCCUUUGUUGGAAGUGCACUCAUUGACAUGUACUGCAAAUGUGGAAUGUUGGAGGAAGCACAAAUACUCCAUGGCAGGAUAGAGAGCCAAACAAUGGUAUCAUGGAACACCAUAAUCUCAGGAUUUUCCUUGCAGAAAAGAAGCGAGGAAGCUCAGAAAUUCUUCAGCCAAAUGUUGGAAUUUGGUCUGCAGCCUGAUAAUUUCACCUAUGCUACAAUUCUUGACACAUGCGCCAAUCUAGCCAUGAUGAGCUUGGGAAAGCAAAUCCAUUCUCAGUUGCUCAAGCAGGAGAUGCACAAAGAUGUGUUCAUCUCAAGCACUCUCGUGGACAUGUACGCCAAAUGUGGGAACAUGCAGGACUCUCUCCUCAUCUUCGAAAAGACGCCAGAAAGAGACUUCGUCUCAUGGAAUGCCAUAAUAUCUGGUUAUGCAAAUCAUGGAUUUGGAUUCGAGGCACUCAGCAUGUUCGAGAGGAUGAAAAUGGAGAACAUUGCACCCAACCAUGCAACUUUCAUUGCAGUUCUUAGGGCUUGCGGGCAUGUGGGAUUGGUUGAUGAAGGCCUUCGCCACUUUGAAUCCAUGAAUGAGCUCUACAAUUUAGAACCAGAGCUGGAGCACUACUCUUGUAUGGUGGACCUGUUGGGGCGUUCCAAAGGCGUGCAUGAGGCAUUGGAUGUUAUCAAUGGUAUGGCAUAUGAAGCUGAUGCAGUCAUAUGGAGGGCUCUAUUAAGCGCUUGUAAGGUCCACAGAAACUUGGAGAUAGGAGAGCUAGCUUUGAAGAAAAUACUGUUGUUGGAGCCUGAUGAUUCAUCAGCAUGUAUUCUGUUAUCUAACAUAUAUGCAGAGGUUGGGAGAUGGGAUGGAGUUUCAGAGAUGAGAAAGUUGAUGAGGAGGAGUACGAUGAAGAAAGAACCUGGUUGUAGCUGGAUUGAAGUGAACAGUGAGAUGCAUUCUUUUAUUGCUGGUGACAAUUUGCACCCAUGGUCGGAGUGGAUAUUCGAGAUUCUGGAUAAUUUGACUGAAGAGAUGAUUUUGGCUUGGUGGGGAAAUGACCAGAGCUGCAUGGAGAAACUUGGUGUAACAGCUUGAACUCUCACCCAUCGAGAUAUUGUCCGCUUUGGCCUAAUGCCUCACGAUUUUGUCCUAUUGGUGUAACAUUUUAUAAGGUCACCCAUCCCAAAAGUGCUCCCGCACGAGCACACUUAACUUUGGUUGGAGUUUCUGAUGAAAUUAUAACCUCUACACCCAAAAGCACCUCGAUGUUUUAGACUUCAGCCUCAUUCUACUUAAAGUAUUUAACACUUAGAUUAGGAAUAUACACAGAUAAAAGAAAAAGUUAGAUAUCAACCAGUAACUGAUUUCACCAUUUAUAUGGCUGGCAGAAGAAUAUUUAUUGAUGCAUCAACAGAGUUAGAAUUCUGUAAAAUAAACUGAUGGUUAGCUUUGGAGGGAUCCCAACCAGGUAACAUUAACUCAGGCUCAUGCAACAGUUAAGCAUCAAACAUUCAUAGCAACAUGCUCUUCUGUUUGAGUUGAUUGAUAAUGGUUUCCAUGGGAACCCAAGUAGAUUAUCUUGGCACUUGUAGGGAGAACGAAGGGUUAGUACUGUAGAUAAACAGUCUGAAACUCUGGGUUCUGGGCCAUUAUAUACUGUGAAAAUCCUUUUUUUUUUUAAUUUCAAACUGUUUAUUACUUAUAUUCCAAAUUUUGUGGGAAGAUAUUACAGAAAUUGUUUCUUUGUA
Phalaenopsis equestris is the source of this 3409-nucleotide messenger RNA. Its product is annotated as pentatricopeptide repeat-containing protein At3g02330. The record is from RefSeq and is a predicted model, not a curated record. Gene Ontology annotation, molecular function: protein binding; RNA binding. Bases 90 to 2756 code for a protein of 888 amino acids. NCBI's taxonomy places the organism in Eukaryota, Viridiplantae, Streptophyta, Magnoliopsida, Asparagales, Orchidaceae. Gene Ontology annotation, biological process: RNA modification. The transcript has a single exon.